Molecule: messenger RNA, 933 nt
Organism: Diaporthe amygdali
Lineage: Eukaryota; Fungi; Ascomycota; Sordariomycetes; Diaporthales; Diaporthaceae
Exons: 2
Coding region: 1-933 (310 amino acids)
Biological process (GO): glutathione metabolic process
Molecular function (GO): glutathione transferase activity
Source: RefSeq, a predicted model, not a curated record
AUGCAUAUCCGUCUGGCUUGUAACCCCAUCAGCACCACGUCCUCAGCGCUGCUUCUCACAAGGCCAGCUCAAGUCACAUCUCUGCUACAUUUCCAAGCCCGAACAAAACAGUCCCUACCUCUCACAAGGUCCAUCAUGUCCACUCCCGCCGCCAAGCGCCAAAAGUCCUCCAAGGACGUCCCCUACCACCUUAUCUACUGGGCCGGCCUCCCCGGCCGGGGAGAGCACGUCCGCCUCGCCCUCGAGGAAGGCGGUGCCUCGUACACAGACACCGCGCACAUCGAGGAUGGCACCAAUCAGGUUCUGGCGCUAAUCGAUGACAAGUACACCGGCGACGACACCAACCCUCCCCCCUUGGCCCCCCCUAUCCUCAAGCACGGUGAUCUCGUCAUCAACCAGACGCCCAACAUCCUGCUGUACCUUGGACCAAAGCUAGGUCUGGCGCCGAAGCCAGGUGAUGAUGACGAAGAUGGUUUGUACCACGUCAAUGAGCUGGCUCUCACCGCAUUGGAUGGGCUGAGCAACGAGCCGCACGACUGCCACCAUCCCAUCGCGAGCGGGCUCUACUACGAGGACCAGAAGGAGGAGUCCCUGAGAAAGAGCAAGGACUAUGUUGCCAACCGCCUUCCAAAGUUCGUUGGCUACUUUGAGCGGGUCUUGAAGAGCAAGACCAGCGGUGAUGGGCCAUGGCUGUACGGCGGAAAGUUGACCUACGCGGAUCUGGUACUGUACCAGUGCUUUGAUGGUCUCAAGUUCAUGUUCCCCAAGGCCGUCAAGAAGCUGGAGGACUCGGGUGACUACAAAGGUGUCUUUGCUCUGCACGAAGCUGUCAAGGAGAGGCCCAACAUCAAGGCGUAUCUAGCCAGUGACAGGCGACAAAAGUAUGGCAUGGGUAUCUACAGAAACUACGAGGAGCUGAAUGUCACUGAGUGA